AUGGUGAAAGGUGUGUAUGGGGGGGGGGGACUAACUGCAGCUUGGUUUAUUGUUCUUCUCUCUCUCUUUUUUUCAUCCGCUCUCUCUCUCUCUUUUUUUCAUCCGCUCUCUCUCUCUCUUUUUUUCAUCCGCUCUCUCUCUCUCUUUUUUUCAUCCGCUCUCUCUCUCUCUUUUUUUCAUCCGCUCUCUCUCUCUCUUUUUUUCAUCCGCUCUCUCUCUCUCUUUUUUUCAUCCGCUCUCUCUCUUUUUUUCAUCCGCUCUCUCUCUUUUUUUCAUCCGCGCUCUUUCUUUUUUUUCAUCCUCUUUCUCUCUCUCUUUUCAUCCUCUUUCUCUCUCUCUUUUCAUCCUCUUUCUCUCUCUCUUUUCAUCCUCUCUCUCUUUUCAUCCUCUCUCUCUUUUCAUCCUCUCUCUCUUUUCAUCCUCUCUCUCUUUUCAUCCUCUCUCUCUUUUCAUCCUCUCUCUCUUUUCAUCCUCUCUCUUUUCAUCCUCUCUCGUAUAUAA
This is a messenger RNA of Acanthosepion pharaonis, 501 nucleotides long. The record is from the annotation of a GenBank genome assembly. Lineage: Eukaryota; Metazoa; Mollusca; Cephalopoda; Sepiida; Sepiidae.